This is a messenger RNA of Closterium sp. NIES-65, 1197 nucleotides long. The record is from the annotation of a GenBank genome assembly. NCBI's taxonomy places the organism in Eukaryota, Viridiplantae, Streptophyta, Zygnematophyceae, Desmidiales, Closteriaceae.
AUGGGAGAAGGGGAUGGAAUCUGGGAGAAGGGGAUGGAAUCUGGGAGAAGGGGAUGGAAUCAGGGAGAAGGGGAUGGAAUCUGGGAGAAGGGGGUGGAAUCUGGGAGAAGGGGGUGGAAUCUGGGAGAAGGGGAUGGAAUCUGGGAGAAGGGGAUGGAAUCUGGGAGAAGGGGAUGGAAUCUGGGAGAAGUGGAUGGAAUCUGGGAGAAGGGGAUGGAAUCUGGGAGAAGGGGAUACAAUCUGGGAGAAGGGGAUGGAAUCGGGGAGAAGGGGAUGGAAUCUAGGAGAAUGGGAUGGAAUCUGGGAGAAGGGGAUGGAAUCUGGGAGAAGGGGAUGGAAUCUGGGAGAAGGGGAUGGAAUCUGGGAGAAGGGUAUAGAAUCUGGGAGAAGGGGAUGAAGUCUGGGAGAAUGGGAUGGAAUUUGGGAGAAGGGGAUGGAAUCUGGGAGAAGGGGAUGGAAUCUGGGGGAAGGGGGUGGAAUCUGGGAGAAGGGGAUGAACUCUGGGAGAAGGGGAUGGAAUCUGAGAGAAGGGGAUGGAAUCUGGGAGAAGGGGAGAAGGGGAUGGAAUCUGAGAGAAGGGGAUGGAAUCUGGGAGAAGGGGAUGGAAUCUGGGAGAAGGGGAUGGAAUCAGGUAGAAGGGGAUGGAAUCUGGGAGAAGGGGAUGGAAUCUGGGAGAAGGGGAUGGAAUCAGGGAGAAGGGGAUGGAAUCUGGGAGAAGGGGGUGGAAUCAGGGAGAAGGGGAUGAAAUCUGGGAGAAGGGGAUGGAAUCUGGGAGAAGGGGAUGGAAUAUGGGAGAAGCGGAUGGAAUCUGGGAGAAGGGGGUGGAAUCUAGGAGAAGGGGGUGGAAUGUGGGAGAAGGGGAUGGAAUCUGGGAGAAAGGGAUGGAAUCUGGUAGAAGGGGAUGGAAUCUGGGAGAAGGGGAUGGAAUCUAGGAGAAGGGGAUGGAAUCUGGGAGAAGGGGAUAGAAUCUGGGAGAAGGGGAUGGAAUCGGGGAGAAGGGGAUGGAAUCUGGGAGAAGGGGAUGGAAUCUGGGAGAAGGGGAUGGAAUCAGGUAGAAGGGGAUGGAAUCUGGGAGAAGGGGAUGGAAUCUGGGAGAAGGGGAUGGAAUCUGGGAGAAGGGGAUGGAAUCUGGGAGAAGGGGGUGGAAUCAGGGAGAAGGGGAUGAAAUCUGGGAGAAGGGGAUGGAAUCUGGGAUAA